Molecule: messenger RNA, 2070 nt
Organism: Sorghum bicolor (sorghum)
Lineage: Eukaryota; Viridiplantae; Streptophyta; Magnoliopsida; Poales; Poaceae
Product: aldehyde dehydrogenase family 3 member H1
Exons: 10
Coding region: 367-1803 (478 amino acids)
Biological process (GO): aldehyde metabolic process
Cellular component (GO): cytoplasm
Molecular function (GO): aldehyde dehydrogenase (NAD+) activity
Source: RefSeq, a predicted model, not a curated record
AGCUCCCGCUCCUGCAAAGUCCAACUUCAACAAGGCAAGGGAUUGCUGGCGCCCCCGCAAGCGAGCGAGAGAAAAAAAAAACUUCUUUUUUGUUUUCAAACCAAACGAACAGUCCAAUCCAAUCCCUCGGGCAAUCCAUCCAUCCAUCCAGUGAGCGGAGCGCGCGUGUAUAUAUACAUACACACGGCCGGCCGGCCGCCGCCGCAGGCCCGCAGCAGGCGUCGCUCCUACCGCCACCGGCCGGACUCCCCCCCCCCCCCCCCCCACCUUGUCCCCAUCCGCUUGCCUCCUCCUCCUUCUUCUUCUUCUUCUUCUACUAGUUGCUCUGCUCCGCUGUUACCGAGGCCCGGAGGGAGGAAAGAGAGGAUGGCGGAGGAGACGGUGCGGGAGCUGCGCGCGAGCUUCGCGGCGGGGCGGACGCGGUCGCCCGAGUGGCGCGCGGAGCAGCUCAGGGGACUCAUCCGGAUGAUCGACGAGAAGGAGGCCGAGAUCAGCGCCGCGCUCCAUGAAGACCUCGCCAAGCCGCACAUGGAGUCCUAUCUCCACGAGAUCUCACUGACAAAGUCGUCGUGCAAGUUUGCGAUCAACGGGCUCAAGAACUGGAUGAAGCCCGAAAAGGUACCUGCGUCCAUAACUACAUUCCCGUCCUCCGCUCAAAUCGUGCCGGAGCCCCUCGGUGUCGUGCUCAUCAUCUCAGCUUGGAACUACCCUUUCAUACUCUCUAUUGACCCGGUCAUUGGAGCAAUCGCCGCUGGAAAUGCCGUUGUUCUGAAGCCAUCAGAAAUAGCGCCAGCUACCUCGUCAGUGUUAGCAAAUCUGCUACCCAAGUAUGUUGAUAACUCCUGCAUUAAAGUUGUGGAGGGAGGCGUUCCAGAAACAACCGCACUGUUGGAACAGAGAUGGGAUAAGAUCUUCUACACAGGUAGUGGAACUGUAGCACGCAUAGUGAUGGCAGCAGCCGCAAAGCAUUUAACCCCGGUGGCUUUGGAGCUUGGUGGGAAAUCCCCUGUUGUUGUGGAUUCGAAUGUUGAUCUUCAUGUUGCCGUUAAGAGGAUUGUUGUUGGCAAAUGGGGAUGCAACAAUGGCCAAGCGUGCAUUGCUCCAGAUUACAUCAUAACGACGAAAUCAUUCGCACCAGAGCUGGUGGCCUCUUUGAAAAGAGUCUUGGUAAGGUUCUAUGGGGAGGAUCCUCUGCAAUCAGCAGACUUGUCUCGUAUUGUGAAUUCGAAGCAAUUCAAGAGAUUGCAAGAUUUGAUAGAGGAAAAAAGAGUUGCUGACAAGAUUGUGUUCGGCGGCGAGGCUGAUGAGGAGCAAUUAAAAAUUGCUCCUACAGUAUUGUUAGAUGUUCCCCAAGAUUCAGCAAUUAUGACAGGGGAAAUAUUUGGGCCCUUGCUUCCGAUUGUGACGGUCGAAAAGAUUGAGGAAAGCUUCAACCUGAUCAACGCCAAGCCAAAGCCACUCGCUGCCUACCUUUUCACCAAGAACAAGAAGCUGCAAGAGGAGUUUGUAGCCAACGUCCCUGCAGGAGGGAUGCUUGUGAACGAUACCGCGCUACAUCUCGCCAACCCAUACUUGCCCUUUGGCGGCGUGGGCGACAGCGGGAUGGGGUGCUACCACGGCAAGUUCGGCUUCGACUGCUUCAGCCACAAGAAGGCGGUGCUGAUCCGCGGCUUUGGUGGCGAGGCGAACGCCAGGUACCCGCCCUACACGACGGAGAAGCAGAAGAUCCUGAGAGGACUCAUCAACGGCAGCUUCAUCGCCCUCAUCCUUGCUCUCCUCGGCUUCCCCAGGGAGAAGCGUUAGAUCUAUGAUCUAUGAUCCGUCCUCUUGUCGGAUCCGGUACAGCAUUUUGUUCGUGUUCGUCGUCAGGUGCACAGUAUACACCAUCAUAUGCUGUCAAAUAGAUGCAACAACUGCGUGCCGUGUGCUUUGUGUUACACGGUUGUAUAAUGCAUAUAUGUUGUCACAUUGACAUGUACGUAAGGGAGUUUGCAUAAAUAAGUGUUAUGUGUCUGUCAAUUAUUCAGUGUGCAGAAUGGAUAUUGGAUAGGAUGCGUGGCUGUGGUAUCU